Molecule: messenger RNA, 2352 nt
Organism: Falco peregrinus (peregrine falcon)
Lineage: Eukaryota; Metazoa; Chordata; Aves; Falconiformes; Falconidae
Gene: HARS1
Product: histidyl-tRNA synthetase 1
Exons: 11
Coding region: 42-1364 (440 amino acids)
Biological process (GO): histidyl-tRNA aminoacylation; mitochondrial translation
Cellular component (GO): cytoplasm; mitochondrion
Molecular function (GO): identical protein binding; histidine-tRNA ligase activity; ATP binding
Source: RefSeq, a predicted model, not a curated record
GCGCCGUAGGGCGAGGCGCAGCGCGCAGGCGCGGGCCGGCAAUGGCGGAGGAGGCGGCGGUGCGGGCGCAGGCGGAGGCGGUGCGGCGGCUCAAGCAGGACAAGGCCGAUCCCGACGAGAUCGCGAAGGAGGUGGCAAAACUGCUGGAGAUGAAGGCGCAGCUAGGGGGAGAUGAGGGGAAACAGAAGUUUGUGCUCAAGACCCCAAAGGGCACACGGGACUACAGUCCCAAGCAAAUGGCCAUUCGCGAGAGAGUCUUCAAUGCGAUCAUCACUUGCUUCAAGCGCCAUGGAGCAGAAGUCAUUGAUACGCCGGUGUUUGAGUUGAAGGAGACACUGACAGGGAAGUACGGUGAAGACUCGAAGCUCAUUUACGAUCUGAAAGAUCAAGGAGGGGAGCUGCUGUCUCUGCGCUACGACCUGACAGUGCCCUUUGCUCGCUAUUUGGCUAUGAACAAGAUCACCAAUAUUAAGCGUUACCACAUCGCUAAGGUGUACAGGCGAGACAACCCAGCCAUGACCAGGGGCCGCUACAGGGAGUUCUACCAGUGUGAUUUUGACAUCGCCGGCCAGUUUGACCCCAUGAUUCCCGAUGCUGAGUGCCUGAAGAUCGUGCACGAGAUCCUGAGGGACCUGCAGCUUGGGGACUUUCUCAUUAAGGUCAACGAUCGGCGCAUCCUUGAUGGGAUGUUUGCAGUUUGCGGUGUCCCAGACAGCAAGUUCCGAACGAUCUGCUCCAGUGUUGACAAACUGGAUAAGAUGCUGUGGGAAGAAGUGAGGAGCGAGAUGGUAGGAGAGAAGGGGCUCUCUCCCGAGGCUGCAGAUCGCAUCGGGGAGUAUGUCCAGCUUCACGGUGGCCUGGACCUGAUCGAGCGGCUUCUCCAGGACCCCAAGUUGUCACAGAACAAGCUGGCCAAGGAGGGGCUGGGGGACAUGAAGCUGCUGUUUGAGUACCUGACCCUGUUUGGCAUCACAGGGCAGAUCUCUUUUGACCUGAGCCUGGCGCGGGGUCUGGACUAUUACACGGGGGUGAUCUUUGAGGCCGUCCUGCUGCAGCAGGAGAAUGACCAUGUGGAGGAGCCAGUCAGCGUUGGGAGCGUGGCUGGAGGUGGUCGCUAUGACGGGCUGGUGGGGAUGUUUGAUCCCAAAGGACGGAAGGUGCCCUGCGUGGGAGUCAGCAUUGGGAUUGAGCGGAUCUUCUCCAUCCUAGAGCAGAGAGUGCAGCAGGAGUCAGAACCGGGAUAUAAGCUCCAAUUUUCUCUGGCUUGGGAGGAUGGUCUCUGUGACUCGCACUGGAGACAAGACCCUUCUUCCAGCAGCCCUCAGACACGGCUUGUUCAGCUGCAGCUGGAGGGGGCACUUUAAUCCUCAGCAGUGCCAGAUACCCAAGUCAGGUGCCUUAGUGUUCCCCACUGCAUUAGCCAUCGCGUGACGCCACAUGCUCCUUGGCAAGGCAGCUCUGCUCUGCAAGGCUGGCGAGGUGGCAGCCCCCCACACCUAGUCUUCCUGCCCAAGGUGCUACAGAGACCAGAUGGGGAACAAAUGUUCAAAGUGUCCCAGAUCCUUUUGAUUGUUUUGGUUUUUUUCUCCUGUUCCUCCCUCCUUAGGGUUGCUGUACCAAUGUGUUGUCCUCUGUCCCAUUCAAUUGAUGUUAAAUAGGUCUCUGUAGGCUUGCAAAACACUGCUGCAUGUUUCUGUCCCCCAGAGACCUGUUGUGUGGAGUCCUCUCUUAGCAUCUAGACACAACUGGGAUUUCUAAAUGGAGAAUGUAUUCUUCCCUACCACCUGCAGUUCUGGCUAGGUUUGUUUCUCUGCAGGUGACCUUUUAAAGGCUUCUCCCUUCAGCGAAAGGGGCGGCAGGAAAAUGCUGCUUUCAAUAUCCAGCAUCUGCCAUGGGAGCAGGUAGCUCCUGACAGUGCUGCAGCAUCUCAGCUUGCUGCUGUUAAUCUAACCCACAGUUGCUAGCUCAGCUGUAGAAUAGGCAACUGCCUCUAUCCAGCUUCUUGGAUCUGCUUGGAGCAGAUUUCUGGGAGGCCCCUGGUAUGGAGGGACAGCCUCCAGGAAGAAGCUGGCAGGGAAAUUGCUCAUUCUCAGCGUGUCUUAAUCUGCACAUACCUGCAGCACAGGAGGGAGGCUCUGUUAAUCCCCUGUCAUAGAACAGCUGCAGAAGAUGAUUCUGCUUCAAUGGGGGGGGGGGAGGGCCCUCCCUGAAUCUACUGAGUUUAUGCUGUUCAUCCCACUGAGCCUGGUCGUCUUCACCGCUAAAUUGAUGGCCCUGGGGUGGUGACCCAUCCUGCUUGUAGGGUAUCGGAUAUCUCUGUUAUGUCCAUGGCAUCUUUUGAGUCUUGUCCCC